CCAGCCGUGGCUCUGGCUUUGCACCCGGCGGCGACUGAGAACUGUGGCGGCUGCGGAGCCAGCAGCGCAGGCGGGCGGAGCGGAGCUGAGCUGUCCGGCCCGGUGGCGGGCGAUGCCCCCGUGAGUCUCUGUCGCUGCCCGUCCCCGCCCCGCGUCCCUACCCCUUCGGAGUCCGCGCCCGCCAGGGGCCGCGCCUACCGCCGGGUCCGCGGGGCGGGGUCCCGGGGCAGCACCUGCCUCGCCUUGCGGAGCUACUCAGCCAGCGGAGCCCAGCUCCCGGCGUGGACCCCGGCCCCACCUCGGGACCCUGCCAUCACAUUUCCUCCUCCUGGAAGCCUGCCCUGAUUGCCUUUACUGUCUCUGCAGAAGUGGAGAUUUGCGCAAAUGCCCUAGGGGCGUGCUGCUGAGAGGGCACAGCCCCCUGUGAUGCGGAACCCCACACCCAGGUUCAUCAGUUCGAACUGCCCGAAGCCCUGCCGCCCUGGGGACCAUGUUUAACGGGGAGCCUGGUCCAGCCUCAGCUGGGGCCUCCAGGAAUGUGGUACGGAGCUCCAGCAUCAGCGGCGAGAUCUGUGGAUCCCAGCAAGCUGGGGGUGGGGCCGGGACCACCACGGCCAAGAAACGACGCAGCAGCCUGGGAGCCAAGAUGGUAGCUAUCGUCGGCCUGACCCAGUGGAGCAAAAGCACACUGCAGCUCCCCCAGCCUGAAGGGGCCACUAAGAAGCUGCGCAGCAACAUCCGACGGAGCACGGAGACCGGCGUUGCGGUGGAGAUGCGGAGCCGCGUCACACGCCAGGGCAGUCGGGAGUCUACAGAUGGGAGCACCAACAGCAACAGCUCCGAGGGCACGUUUAUUUUUCCCACACGGCUUGGAGCUGAAAGCCAGUUCAGUGAUUUUCUGGAUGGCCUGGGACCAGCCCAGAUUGUGGGGCGACAAACGCUGGCAACACCUCCCAUGGGAGAUGUGCACAUUGCCAUGGUGGACCGGAGCGGUCAGCUGGAGGUGGAAGUGAUUGAAGCUCGAGGCCUGACCCCCAAACCAGGCUCCAAAUCCCUCCCAGCCACCUAUAUCAAGGCUUACCUGCUGGAGAACGGGGCAUGUGUGGCCAAGAAAAAAACUAAGGUGGCCAAGAAGACCUGUGAUCCCUUGUACCAGCAGGCUCUGCUCUUUGACGAGGGGCCCCAAGGCAAGGUGCUGCAGGUGAUCGUCUGGGGAGACUAUGGCCGUAUGGACCACAAGUGCUUCAUGGGCAUGGCCCAGAUCAUGCUGGACGAGCUGGACCUGAAUGCCGCGGUCACCGGCUGGUACAAACUCUUCCCCACAUCCUCUGUGGCCGACUCCACACUCGGAUCCCUUACCAGGCGUCUGUCCCAGUCCUCUUUGGAGAGUGCCACCAGUCCCUCCCCCUCGUGCUCCUAAGGACCUCAAGGAGAACCAGAGGCCAGGGGCUGGGGGGGGGGGGAAGGGAGCCUGUGGCCUCACUGCCCCCUGUACAUAGUCUCUGUGUCUUUCUGGACCCCUCGCCCUGCUGCAUGCCCAAUGACCGCUGGGCUUGUCCCAGCUGGCAGUGGAGACUGUAGUGUGUGUCCAUGUAUGUUUGUGGUGUGUGUGUGUAUGUGUCCGUGUCCACAUUAUAUCUAUGUGUCUGGGUACAGUCAGUCCUGGUGACCACAUGAACUGCAGUCCAUGUCUCUGUAUCUUGCUGGAAAGAAUCCAAAGGAACAUCAUGUGGCCACGUCUUGCCCCUGGAGUCUGCAGGGGUGGAAGUAGGGGAUGUGGCCACUGGUGGGCCUUGCUUAGCCCCAGCCUGGGUGUCUUAUGGUCUCCACUUGGUUUUUCGUCCCGUCUUGUUUCUUUGCCUCUCCCAGCAUUGCUGCUCUUUUUUGAGGAAUGUAGCAUCCAUUGCAGCUGACUAGGAAUUCAGUCUCUUCCCCCUACCCCAGCCGAGCUGGUGGUCAUCCCAUUGAAUGCAUCCACAGCAUGUGGCAUGCUCACCCCGAGCUCUACCCCGCCCUCCGGGAAGACAGAGGCUGUCUGAGGAGGAGGGGCCUUGAGAGUGUUUUUCUCUGGGGAUGGCACCGUCUUACAGACCAUGUACAAGAGAGCUGAGUUCCAGGGUGCUGUCCAGACACGCUAGGGGACGUGCUAGGAUCUCUUCUCCCCUAGAGUGUGCUCCAGCGUGCCAAAGGAGCUCCCAGUGGGCCCUAGGAGGGUUCCCUGUCAAAACAGAUGGCCUUCUUAGGCAUCAAGGAUGGACCUGUCCCCUUUUGGGCUUGUCCCUGAGGGAGCAGGCUUGGUAAGAGGUGUCAUGGGUGGGGCUGCUUGCUGAAGGAAGGAGGGCUAUGGCGGAGUUAUGCUGAGGCACUCACUGUCCAGAAUCCUGUCUGACCUGGAGAUUAGCUGCAUGAAGCUGCUCUUCAGGGUUCUGCUUUCUUCGCUCAUCUGUAGACACUAGUCCCCAGCUGAGGUCCUGGCUCCCCAGGCCUCCAGCCUCCUAGCUUCAUGAGCAGCCUGGCUCUGCACUCGAGGGUGCCUCUGUCACCAGCUCUGUACCAGCAAUACUCACCCGUCCACCUCCCUCCUUUCUCAAGUGGUCCCCUGCUCCUCUGGGCAGUGGCCUGCAUCUGCUUCACUACUCCCCCCACCGUCUGGUUGGGGCUCCUCCCAACCGCUAAGAACCCUGUUAGAGGGCCUAGUGCUUGGGCCAGAGCCUGAGAUGGCUGUUGUUACUCCUAAAGGCUAGCUCCAGAAUGCUGUAUCUGUUCCUCCCCUCUUUAGCUAUAGGGUGGAAUUGGAGGCUGCCUGGGAGAUGGCAGAGCAGCCCUGGUUCAUAUCCAGUAGGAAGAAGGAGGUGCUGGCGAUAGGGGAGAGGAAGGCUCUCUUUCUGCUUCUCUUCCAGCCCAUCUCCAAGUAUGGCCUUGCCUCUAGCCCAAGUACCUAGGCAGGGAGAGCUACCAGGGUAACUGAAAAAUCCUUGGCAUGUGUGUGAAUUCCAUUUGUACCAAAGCUGGGGUGCUUAAAGCCAGCCCAGCCCAAUGGCCUCCCCAUAGUCAGUCUUGCACCCUCCUUUCAAAGAAAGGUAGUGAAGAAGCCCCCACACGAACUGAGGGUGAAGGGGAAGAUAGUGAACAGGGCUGAGGAUGUCUGUGCAGGCAGGUGAGGGAGGGAGGUGGUGGUCUAGCUGGGGAGAAUAUGUAUCUCUCAUAUCAGUAGACACGGGAUAAAGUGCUCUGACCUCCAAGCCUUGAUGGACUGGGGGCAAGGAGGAAACUGGCUAGCAAAAGGCUGCUUUCAUCUUGCUUGUGGUGUGUGCACUGUAAAGCAGUUAUUCUCCGGGUGGUGUGAAAGCCAUCUGGAGCAGAGGAGGGUCAGUGACCCACUGACAGCAUAGACCUUUGCUGAUGUGGCACUAGUCACCUUCAGGAGUGGGCGCUGCCAGGAGAGAGGCUCCCAACCUUGCAGUUUCUCAUUCCCGAGGGUCAGCCCAGAGGAUGUGCUAGAGCCAGAGGAAGGGGUGAUGCGCUGAGAAUUCAUGCUGGCUUGCCUGCCCAUGGGCAGCGACUGUAAACUGCCUAGGAGGUGGGCACUUGGCUGUCCCGCCCCUCUCAUGGAAGGUAACCCUUGCCCCAAAUUGAUCUUGGGGAAUUCCCUCUUGUUAACACUAAAUAAGUAAUCCCACCUAGACUCUUAGCCACAGAUGUGGGUUGUGUAAGGCUGUACAUGUAUUAGAGAGGCUGGAUUUCAAGGUCUGUUUCUCAGCACCCUGGAUGCAGGGCUCCACCGGGAUGCCAUUCUAGAGAUAGCUCUGCCCCAGAAGAGGAGUGUGACCCUUGCCUGGGCUGAGAGCCAUCUGCCCUUUGAGUAAAGGACAAUGGGUCAAGAAGUAACUGGGUGCUUGUGAGUUCCCUUAGCAACAGGCCACUUCACGUAACAGUCACAGGAGUGGAACUCAGUCAUCCCGUCUCCUGUAGGCGGGCCAGAUUCACGCCAUGGCUGAGACAGGCAGGAGUGACCCCGCAGCGAUGCUGGACUCUGGGCAGUGAUGAAUGACUCAGAGCAUGUGUCUCUGUAUUUCUGCCCUGCCUGGCCUGUCCCACUUUCUGACAGAUGCCUUCCCUACAAGGAAGUCAGAGAUGGGACUCUGAUAGGAAACAUUCUCUAGGAAAUGGGCCAAGUCUUGGUUUGACAGGGGGACAUUUGGUCCUUUGGGGAAGAACCAGUUCCAAAGGCGCUCUUAUCCAGUUUCUCCUCCCACCCAGCUUGACUGAGCAUCACCUGUUCAGCGGGUCCCGGGCAAUGCCAGGAUGCCAUGGGGUGGAAGCAGAACCAAGGGAAGCUCUAGAGAGGCGGGGUGGUGGUGGUGCCUGGGUGGUCCUGCACUGGGAUCCAGCUCACUCUCCCAGGGGCUCGACCCCCCCACCAGGGAAGCAUGCCAGCUCUUCUUUACUGCCAGCCUGGGGGAGACCAGCAGCCUCCCUUUUUUAAAGACUAUUGAGCCCUCCUAGGGCAUUUCUAUGGAAACGAAAUGUAGCACAAUCUUCGACUGUGUUCCCAGGAGCCCUGUCCUACCCCGGGGCCUCCCACCGUGGGUUCCGCUUUUCCCAGCGACCCAGAGCUCCUCAUACCUCAUGUUCUCCAUCACCCUUGGCCUAGGAAGCAGUGGCACCCCAGCGAGGCUGCCCUUCUGUGUUCUUCCGAUUGCGUCCAGCACUGUGCAAACUCUUUUAAGAAGUCUGCCUUUGACCGAGGUCGCUCUCCACCAGGUGGGGAGAUGUGCUACUUCAUGUGGGGCCUGGAGCUGGCCCAGCAGCAUUUCUGUAGUGGCCACAGGGAGGUGGACAAGAAGAGGCCUGCUUCCCUAGCACCUCCUCCUCUCCUGUUCCUCAGCUGUCUCCAGCGUCCUGACACAUACAGACUUGUGCUUGUGAAUCGGCCCCCUCUCCUGCAUCAUCGUCUUCCGCUGGAUGAUCAGCGUGGAGAUGGAAACAGACUCCUUCCCUGCCUUCUCCCUCCAGUCUGCUUCUAGCCCAGGUCCAGAGAGGCUGGGGAGAUCAGCCGCCAUCAGCGAGAUCAGGCGUGACAGGAUGGUGGCAGGAUCGGCCUGGCCUGGCUGGGAAAGGGUCAUUUUGAGAGUGCCUGAGCAUCUUAGAGCAAUGUCAGUGAUGCCAAAGAGAGCGACUUGGCCUCCUUGGGCACCAGCUCUGUCGGUGGAGCUGGACAGACACAGAUCAGACGUUGGCAUGCCCAAGGGAAGGUCCUUGUUCUCUGACAAAGGGCUUAAUCUUUCCAUGUAGCAAAGCGACUCCCCUCCCCCGACCCUGAGUAUGGGCUCCUGUGGGCCCAGCAUGGCUGUGCCUGUACGAAAAGCUCUGUGAGUGAGAGACCUAGUCUUCUGUCUCAGCAGGUGCUCCUUGGACAGCAUUGCUUUGGAGAAACUGGCUCUGGCUGGACACUCGCCAGCAGGGACAGGGCCUUGUGCCUGCCAGGAAGUCCAUACUGAUGCCAGGAAGGGUCGCUGGACCUGAGCAUCUGCCCCUUAGCCAAUGACCUGGACAGGGAUGGCUCUUCUGUACUUUUUAUUUUCCUCUCUUUUUGCCAGAAACUGUGACCUUGUGUGAGACUCCUCACGGGGCCUUGGCGUCCUCCUCUGUAAACUGGAACAUUAGCUAGCUGCUCCAUGGCUCCCUCCAGGCUUUGGAAGUCUGUGACUUGGCAUUGAGGGUGGUGAGAGGCCAGGUUCGUCUCCCUUGGUUCUCAUGCUGGGAGCGGGUCCUCAUUUGGUCCUUGCUCAGAUAAUGCUCCUGACAAGAGAACCCCAGAGUCCAACAAACAUGGCUUCACCUCUUUGUGAGUUAUGUGUGUCCCACUCCCUUUCGUCACUCUCUGGUCUUGGUGAGAAAGGACUUUCUAAGGUCCCGAAAUGUCACCACCUCAGCUGAAUCCUGAGUAGGGCCAUUCCCCAUUCUGCUUCUAGCUGACAGCCCAGAAAGAGUGGACGCUCAGAACCUUUUAAAGGCGUUCUUUGAUGGGACAAGAGAAGGAACUUCCUCCCAAAUAUUUGGCUUUUUAAAACCCCUUCUCCUUCCCAAAUGUCUUCUCCCAAGCGUUAUCUCGGAAGACAGAGUGGCUGCUUCCUCAGGGAAAGCAGACCUGAGAUUUCUAGCGUGGAAACUCACAGGAGGCAGGAACCCCUUUUUUAGACUUUCCAAAUGUAUCCUGCAAAGAGAGAAAGCGAGAGCCGUUAGGGACCGACAAGCACACUGUUUAGAUAUCUGAGCUCUCCGCAGUUUCUGUGUGCAGCGUCUUCACACGGUGGCUCCUGGAUGGCAGGUGGACAGCUGGGAGGGAACGCCGGCUGUCUCAUGUGACAUCCUUGCCAAUCCCCUUGAGGAGAAAAUUCUUCACACGGCUUCUGCAUGUACAGUAUUUGGGCAGAAAAAAAAUUAAAGUUCAUUUGAAAUUGGU
Molecule: messenger RNA, 6466 nt
Organism: Alexandromys fortis (reed vole)
Lineage: Eukaryota; Metazoa; Chordata; Mammalia; Rodentia; Cricetidae
Gene: Rims3
Product: regulating synaptic membrane exocytosis 3
Exons: 8
Coding region: 491-1420 (309 amino acids)
Biological process (GO): calcium ion-regulated exocytosis of neurotransmitter; regulation of synaptic plasticity; regulation of membrane potential
Cellular component (GO): cytoskeleton of presynaptic active zone; presynaptic membrane
Molecular function (GO): transmembrane transporter binding; small GTPase binding
Source: RefSeq, a predicted model, not a curated record